ACACACUCACACACACAGAAGGACGCAGUGUCUGCACACACAUCGCAAGGGAAAGGAUGGACCACAAGAUGAUUGCCCUCCUCAUCGGCGUCGCUCUUCUCUGCGCUGCCACAGCGAUGCCAGCCAGUCAAGUGGUAAGCUGCUGCACAAGUGUGUCCAGCCGUAUCAGUAAAGGUCUGCUGAAGUUCGUGAACUGCUUCAACACCCAGAACGAGUAUAACUGUGACAUCAAGGCAGUGAUCCUCCACGUAGGGUCGCGGAAACUUUGCACAGAUCCGGCCAACCACCUGCUGAAGAAGUGGGUGCGGAUAAACAAAAGCAAGAGGCAAUGCCACGCCAGAAGCUGAGAAGACGGGCCAGCGAGGGGGCUCCGAGGCCGGGGCGGCCAACUGCUUCAUUCAGCUGACUGUGGGACCAUUUGCAAUUGGCUCCUUUCCCCAAUCCCAGGCACAUUACCACUGUCGGAAUGUUUACAAGCUACUUUUUGAUACUGGAGUCAAGGAUUACAGCCUAUGACAACAUUUUAUAGAGUGGUUGAACACUACAAUCCCCCAUCAGGUCUUUUGGCCUAUCUAGUCUGAGCCAAAUGUAGUCCCAUCAACCCAUACCCUGACCCUAAACCUCUACACACCGUCACUCCGUGUACAGCACUGUGUAAAAGUCGUGGGCUGGUACUGUACUAAUUUUAUUUAUUGCACUGUUCUGCUACUGCAAGCAAGAGCACAUUUCAUAACAUUUGUGAGUGAUGAUAAACCUGAUUCUGAUACGGGUCUUGAUUGUGGACUGAGAGUGGGAGAGGGCAAUCAUG
Molecule: messenger RNA, 808 nt
Organism: Mobula hypostoma (lesser devil ray)
Lineage: Eukaryota; Metazoa; Chordata; Chondrichthyes; Myliobatiformes; Myliobatidae
Product: C-C motif chemokine 28-like
Exons: 3
Coding region: 57-347 (96 amino acids)
Biological process (GO): immune response
Cellular component (GO): extracellular region
Molecular function (GO): chemokine activity
Source: RefSeq, a predicted model, not a curated record